Molecule: messenger RNA, 1161 nt
Organism: Spinacia oleracea (spinach)
Lineage: Eukaryota; Viridiplantae; Streptophyta; Magnoliopsida; Caryophyllales; Amaranthaceae
Exons: 1
Coding region: 1-1161 (386 amino acids)
Source: RefSeq, a predicted model, not a curated record
AUGCAUAAGAGACCCGAGGAGAUACUGAAUCAUUUAGAUAGAUGGGGAUUUGAUAAAACAUAUACAUGUUGGGUUUGGCACGGCGAAUGCCAGGAUGAAGCUUCUGUCUGUAACUCUGCGACUAAUGUUUGUGAAGGUCGUAGUACAAAUGAGGGAGAUAGGUUAGAGGAAAUGCUCCAUCUAGUCGAGGAAAAAUUUGAUGAAGAUCCUUCCAAAUUUGAGAGUUUGCUAAAUGACUCCGAAAAACCAUUGUAUAAAGGUUGCACUGAGUAUACGAAGUUGUCUUCAUUAAUUAGGUUGUAUAACGUGAAAGCUGGUAAUGGGUUGACUUAUGUAAGCUUUGAUAUGAUAUUGGAAGUGUUCAAAGAUAUGCUUCCGGAUGAUAACGUCCUUCCAUGUCGUACAUAUGAGGCAAAAAAGUCCUUAAGCGUUAUGGGUUUACCUUAUGAGAAAAUUCAUGCUUGCCCUAACGAUUGCAUGUUGUAUAGAGAUGAGAAUGAGUCGUUACAUUGUUGCUCAGUUUGUAAUGCCUCGAGGUACAAGAAAGAGGAAGGACGGGUCCCGCCAAAGGUAUUGUGGUAUUUUCCAUUAAUACCCAAGUUUAAAAGGCUAUUUUCUAAUGCUGGAGAUGGCGAGAAGUUGACAUGGCAUUUUGAUGGUCUUGAAGAUGAUGGAAUUCUUAAACACCCUGCUGACUCCCCACAAUGGGAGUUUAUUGAAGGGAAAUUCCCCAAGUUUGCCAAAGAAAAGCGUAAUCUACGCCUUGCUUUGUCUACUGAUGGGUUCAAUCCAUUUGUCUCCUUGAGUAGCACUUACAGUACUUGGCCUAUUGUUUUGAUUACCUAUAACUUAUCUCCCACACUUUGCAUGAAAAGAAGGUAUAUGAUGUUAUCAUUGUUGAUUUCUGGUCCAAGGCAGCCUGGUAAUGAUAUCGACGUGUAUUUGGCUCCUCUAAUCGAUGAUUUGAAGAUGCUCUGGGAAACAAGUGUAGAAGUGUUCGAUGCACAUCGAAAUGAGAAAUUCAAUUUGAAAGCAAUGUUGUUCUGCACAAUUCAAGAUUUUCCAGCAUAUGGUAAUCUUUCUGGUUGUACAGUUUACGGGGAAGCAGCAUGCCCCAUAUGCAUGGAGCAAUUCAAGGGACAAUGGUUGUACGGAUCAUGA